Molecule: messenger RNA, 2163 nt
Organism: Anopheles maculipalpis
Lineage: Eukaryota; Metazoa; Arthropoda; Insecta; Diptera; Culicidae
Exons: 4
Coding region: 1-2151 (716 amino acids)
Biological process (GO): transmembrane transport; monocarboxylic acid transport
Molecular function (GO): monocarboxylic acid transmembrane transporter activity
Source: RefSeq, a predicted model, not a curated record
AUGGGCGAGAGAACCCAAACCAUGAAGGGUUGCAAGCUGGAGCAGACGCAAGCCCAACUUCAGCCGCGAACUAAAGCCCCGGACGGAGGCUGGGGAUGGAUGAUUGUAGUUGCCUACGGUCUGGCCAAUAUCAUGAUUGUACCGGUGUUGCAAAGUUUCGGCCUAAUCUUCAGAGACACGUUCCGGGAGAUCGACAUUUCUGCCACGAAAGCAUCGGUGAUCAUAAACCUGGCGUCGGCCGUUGGUAUGGCGCUCGGUCUGUUUAAUGGACCGUUGCUGCGAAGAUACGGCUUCCGGAAGCUAGCUGUGGCCGGUGGGUUCCUGUUCUCAGCUGGCUUGAUGCUGACAUCGUCGGCCGUACAUUUCGCCCAUUUCAUCAUUACCUACAGUAUUAUAGCAUCUCUAGGAAUGGGAUUCUGCAAUUCGUCCUUCUCGCUUGCGCUCAACACAUACUUUGUGGUGCGUCGCAAUAAGGCCGCCGGCAUUGCGAUGACCAUCACCGGUUUGGGACCGAUCCUCUUGCCCCAGCUGGUGUCCCUUCUGCUCGGUCUGUAUGGUGCUCGGUACUGUCUGCUGAUCAUUGGAGCAUUGGCCACACACAUCAUUGCUGGAGCUUUGUUACUACAGCCCGUCAAGUGGCAUACAGUUAUCGUACCACCGGCACCAACAAGCCAGCUGAAUACUGCACUUGCGUUGUCUGGUCCAACGAUGGAAGUGAAAAGUAAGCCAGCGAUGGACGAUUGUAACGAGAAAGGCAACGAGGAAGCUCAGGAAGACGAUGAAUUGCUGGAAAAGUGUAGUUUUAUCGAUCACGAUGUAGAUGCGCAGAGUGUGUACGGUUUUGAGCUUACCUCACAGAUUCGUCAACGAGAAUCGUUUUCUCAACCCCCCUCGGGAGGCUUUUUAUGCAAUACUCCCGGCAUACCAUCGAUGCAACGCACAAAAAGCGAAGUUCUUGCUCCAGUUCGACGAUGUCCUUCGGAAACGCGAUCACUAAAAGCUGAACCAACCGGCACCACAGGCCCGGCUCGUCCUUUGCGCUGGUUUCAAUCAGGCUCGGCCGAAAGUGUACAUCUCGGCAGUUCCUUAACAAUGUGGGACGAUCGUAAUUCAUCCGUUACGCUGGCCGACGAUCACUUUGUCCAAUCGGACCAGCAACAGCGUCGUCCAUCUCAGAGGCGCUUCUCGAGCUUCACUAAUGUACGGUUUUCGCCGCUACAGAAGCGUUGGUUCGAAGGUUCGGCCGAUACGGUCAAUCUCGGCAGCUCGAUGAAGAUCUUCGACGAACGGUACGGCGGAGGGCCUCGUCGAGGUUCGCUUGGGAGUGCAAAACUGCCAGCCCUCAGCGAAAACCAGGGUCUCACCGAUGAAACGUCCCAUCUGCCGUCAAUCGUACGGCAGCUCGAAAAUACCAAAGCUACCUCCUCCCCGUCAUCCGUACCCACGGUGCCAAAUGAUGCUCCCAUAGGCGAAAAGUCGGACGGAUUCUUUACCAAAGUGGUCAACACGUUUGACCUGACGCUGUUGAAGGAUAAAGUGUACCUGAACAUGAUGUUGGGCAUGUCAAUUGCCGUGUUUGCGGAAAUUAACUUCUCCCUACUGACACCAUUCAUUCUGGGCGAUCUCGGAUACAGCACGGAGCAGAUCGCUUCGAUCAUGUCGACGCUGGCGUUGGCCGAUCUGCUGUUCCGCUUCAUCAGCCCGUUCGUGGGAGAUUUUCUGAAGCUCAGCCCGCGCAUCAUGUACAUGAUUGCGCUGUCGAUGUUGAUAGUGACACGAUUUAGCAUCCUGCUGGCGCGAUCGUACGACGAAAUGAUGAUCGUCGCGUUCGGACUGGGUGUCGCCAAGGGUGUGCGUUCGGUGUACAUGAGUUUGGUUAUCCCGAGCUACAUACCGCUCAAGCGGUUACCAUCCGCAUCGAGCAUACAGAUGACCACGAACGGGAUCGUGCUGAUGACGAUCGGACCGUGUGUUGGAGUGUUGCGCGAUUGGACGGGCAGCUACUCGAAAAGCAUCAUUCUCAUCAACGGAUUCACGAUCGUAACGCUGCUUAUGUGGAGCGCAGAGCUAAUCUACGUUCAUCGGCUGCAAAAUCGUGCCAAGAAGAAAAUACCACCCGCGGAAGCUGCACCUACGAUUAUCGUUUCCUGAUACUCGCCCGGG